Cavenderia fasciculata is the source of this 786-nucleotide messenger RNA. RefSeq lists its product as uncharacterized. Bases 1 to 786 code for a protein of 261 amino acids. NCBI's taxonomy places the organism in Eukaryota, Evosea, Eumycetozoa, Acytosteliales, Cavenderiaceae. The transcript has a single exon. The record is from RefSeq and is a predicted model, not a curated record.
AUGUCUACGUUGUUCAAGAUACGACACUUUCUCUUUAGCAUUGCCAGCAGCAGUAGCGCACAAACCUAUAUCACCUUUUUCCAGGCAUUCAAACAUCACGAAAAUGCACCCAACAUGGUCGAGUUGGAAUUGUUGGACGGUUCACAAUUUGACAAUGGUCAAGUCAUUGAUAGUCUGUGCUCGUUUAUCUCGACGAAUCAUAUUCUCAGGUGUAUCUAUUUGGAUCAGGUUCCCAUUCGAUUUGCCAAUAAGAUUUUCAGAGCCGUUGCGACGAGUCGGUCGUUAGUAACACUCGAUAUUGACUUUGCACCCAUCAGAAAACCACGGCGAUCCAAUACCAUCAAACUGCUCAACAACAUGUUGUCAGUGUUGUCGUUGAGUCAGUCGGUCGAGAAUAUCACCGUGUGGUCUGAUAACCUCGUCAACAUCUCCACCAUCUCGGAUAACCUCAAUCUUUGUGCUUUCCAGUUGGGGUAUCACUCACCCCAAUCCUUUUCAAUCGUUCGGUACCUCGACUCUAUAAACCCUGCCAGUCACGAUCCAAAGGAUAUUUUAGACCGAAUCAACAAGAUGAGAGCAUUGGCUCCAGAAGAUGAAGAUUGUCUAUUUUCAUCAAUGGAUUUAAACAAAGAAGAUAUAGAUCAAGUUGAAGAUGAAGAUGAAAAUUCAGUUGACUCUUAUCAAAGUAUUUAUGAUGAUUCAAGUCAAGAUGAAUUGGAACAAAAUGGAAAUGAAAAUGGAGAAGAAGAUAGUGAUAGUAAUAAUGAUAAUGAUUUAUCAUUUUAA